Molecule: messenger RNA, 782 nt
Organism: Glycine soja
Lineage: Eukaryota; Viridiplantae; Streptophyta; Magnoliopsida; Fabales; Fabaceae
Product: acyl-coenzyme A thioesterase 8-like
Exons: 6
Coding region: 229-609 (126 amino acids)
Biological process (GO): fatty acid catabolic process; acyl-CoA metabolic process
Molecular function (GO): fatty acyl-CoA hydrolase activity
Source: RefSeq, a predicted model, not a curated record
CCAAAUGAUGUUCACCAAGCUGAUGUCGUAGCUUUGACAAAGUCGCCUUUUGGUUUCUUUUCCUACUGUUUUCCAAUGUCAACAUGAUACGUAAACAAACUUGUUUUUUUAAUCCUAUAGCAACUGUUUUUGUUUUCUUUGACAACUAUCAUGCUUGGUGCUGCCCCAUGAGCACUCAACAUUGCUGCAGCCAAAGUCUAUCUGGAGUGCAGAAAUAGCACCUGAUACAUGCUCAUCAGUGGAACAUAUAUUGCAUUUGAAACCUAUAGAGAUAUCUUCCGAGGAAUCACUCCUCCCGAUGUUCCAAAAUUUGGGAAGGUAUUUGGUGGACAAAUAGUUGGACAGGCACUGGCUGCAGCAUCAAAAUCUGUUGAUUGUCUUAAAGUUGUUUAUAGCUUGCAUGCCUAUUUUCUUCUUGUGGGGGAUUUUAACAUACCCAUUAUAUAUCAAGUUUAUCGUCUCCGCGAUGGGAAGAAUUUUGCUAGAAGAAAAGUAGAUGCAAUUCAAAAGGGAAAUGUGAUAUUCACUUUGCUGGCUUCAUUUCAGUUUUACCACAUAUCCCCUAGCUCUGGUCAAGGAAUUCUGCUCAAAAUUCCGGAGCACAUCUAACUUUGUUACUAUUGUAAUUCUAUAGAAGGAAGAAGUAGGGUUUCACCACCAGGCAGUGUCUAUCCCAUCGGUCCCUUUCACUUCCAAGAGACACAUGUAUCGAAGUCAACUUUCCAAACCGAGAGUUUCUAUUGGUGCAACUUCCUCGGCUCUACGCUUUGACUGUACACUGC